This is a messenger RNA of Prorocentrum cordatum, 1584 nucleotides long. The record is from the annotation of a GenBank genome assembly. NCBI's taxonomy places the organism in Eukaryota, Dinophyceae, Prorocentrales, Prorocentraceae.
AUGCCCACCGUGCCCUCUGCGCUCCCGGUGCCCCUGGUUGCCGGCACGCUCGGGCUGUUCGGCUGCUCCGGGGAGGAGUCGCCCGCCACACUGUCGCGGUGGCGCCUCCCGAGAGCGUUGUCGCUGGACAGCGCUGGCCAGGUGCUCUACGUGUCCGACGCCGGGAACCACGCGGUGCGGCGCGUAGACCUUCGCACAGGGCGCGUCGCCACGUUCGCUGGGACGCUCGGGCGGCAGGGCGCCAUGGGCGACGGCGGCCAGGCUACCGCGGCGCUGCUCCGGGAGCCGCACGGCCUGGCCCUGGACAAUGCCUCCCGCCGGCUGUUUGUGGCCGACCGAGGGAAUUCAGGGCGUGCGGCCAGCGCGCAGCUGAGGUACCCAGCCGGAUUGGCGAUGGACCAGGCGAGCGAGCGGCUUUUCGUGGCGGACCUGGGCAACUCUGUGGUGCGCGCGCUCGACUUGCGGUCCGGCGUGCUGUGGGGGCUGGUGGCAGCGCAGGCGGUGGAGCUGUGGCAGCCGGCCGGCUUGGCGGUGGACUCCCAGGGCCAGGUGCUCUACGUGGCCGACUCUGGCCAGCACGUGGUCCUUGCGCUGAACCUCUCGGAGGCCCCCGCCGACGAGAACGCCUCGGGCCUCGCCGACCAGAACACCUCGGGCCUCUCCAACGAGAGCGGCGAGAACGCGUCUGGGCUCCCCGAUGAGAACGCCUCGGGCCUCUCCAACGAGAGCGGCGAGAACGCCUCGGGCCUCCCCGACGAGAGCGCCUCGGACCUCCCCAACGGGACCGCCACCGCAGGGGACGGCUUCAGAGCGGCGCCCGUGGUGCUGAGCUCCGCCGUCGUCCUCGGCACCCCAGGGCGCGCCGGCGGCCGAGGCGACGCGGCUACGGCGUUCCGUGGCGAGGUCGGCUCAGGCCUGCAGGUGUACCUGAAGGGCCCCAGCGACCUGGCUGUGGACUCCGUUGCCCAGCGGCUGUACGUGGCGGACGCGGCCAACCCGGCGGUGCUCGUGCUCGAUCUGGCGAGCGGAGUGGUGGCGACGGCGGUGGCCAGGCCAGGCUACUACGGCCACGGGCUCUCCGACGAGGACGCAGGCGACUCCGGCCUGGCCUUGUCGGAGCCUGCGGUCCCUGGUACGCCGAUCAUUUUCACCACGACCCAUCCACCAGAGGGUGGCGCUGACUGGGUCGGCAAAUACUUUUAUCUGAGGGCCUUCGGCCACUGCAGGCCCCCACAACGGGGGCCGCCGGAUUUCGCCGGGCACACGGCCGCCCCAGCCUUCACAGAGGGGGUGUACCAGGCCCUACACUUCCGCCGCGGGGUGCUGCACUGGGUCGGCUUCGUGCAGCUGUACAACACGAGCUACCGGAUAAGCGAGGUCCCGAUCUUCUGCCAUAGUUGUACCGCAGCGGGCUACCGGGUCUCGUCCCCGGAGGAGGGCCAGUGGGAAGUGGGCGACGUCGUCAUGUUCCCAGCCCUGCACGAGCAGCCUGCCACCCAGGUGCUCUACAUGGCGGAGGGUCACAACUUCGUGGUCCGCGCCGCGGAUUUGGCGGUGCCGCCGGAGCCGUUGUGCGCCGGCUAG